Messenger RNA from Clunio marinus, 231 nucleotides. The record is from the annotation of a GenBank genome assembly. Lineage: Eukaryota; Metazoa; Arthropoda; Insecta; Diptera; Chironomidae.
AUGAAAUCUGAAAAAUUGUUGCUUUACAUUACACCCGAGCUAUCUAUGAUCGCAAAUAAAUCAAAAUCAGUAGAUAAUUUUUAUUGCGUUGAAAACUCACGUGUUCCUCAAAAUCAUCAAAUCGAUUAUUUAAAUUGGCCUCAACAGUGUCUUGAAGUUCACGCCAGUCUCAAGCGGAGAGCGAAGAAAGAAAAGGGCUUAAAGUCGGCACAUUUGUUGUAUGUUGGAUAA